Messenger RNA from Auanema sp. JU1783, 459 nucleotides. The record is from the annotation of a GenBank genome assembly. NCBI's taxonomy places the organism in Eukaryota, Metazoa, Nematoda, Chromadorea, Rhabditida, Rhabditidae.
AUGUCCGAAGGAGAAGGUGAGCAAAGCGACUUCUACGUCCGUUAUUAUGUUGGACAUAAAGGAAAAUUCGGUCACGAAUUUCUGGAAUUUGAAUUCCGCCCAAAUGGCCAACUUCGUUAUGCUAAUAACUCUAACUACAAGAAUGAUACUAUCAUCCGGAAGGAGUGCUAUGUGUCUCCAACUGUUAUGACCGAGCUUAAACGUAUUGUUGAAGAUUCGGAAAUUCUUCAGGAGGACGAUGCUAACUGGCCAGAACCAGACAAAGUUGGACGUCAAGAGUUGGAGAUCCUGUGCAACAAGGAACACAUCUCGUUCACCACCGGAAAAAUUGGAUCGUUGGCUGAUGUCAAUAACAGCAAGGAUGCCGACGGUCUUCGGGCUUUCUAUUAUCUCGUUCAAGAUUUGAAAUGCCUCGUCUUCUCUCUUAUCGGACUCCACUUCAAAAUUAAGCCAAUCUAA